Molecule: messenger RNA, 2005 nt
Organism: Oncorhynchus tshawytscha (Chinook salmon)
Lineage: Eukaryota; Metazoa; Chordata; Actinopteri; Salmoniformes; Salmonidae
Product: zinc finger protein 287
Exons: 2
Coding region: 73-1362 (429 amino acids)
Source: RefSeq, a predicted model, not a curated record
AGUACUUAUUCUUGCCUGCUUUACGGUGGUCAGGGCACAAAGGUAACUAGCUGUAAAUUGCAUUAUCUAAACAUGUCUAAAAUACAGUUGUUGAGGGUGUUUCUCAACGAGCGAUUAGCAGUUGCUGUUGAUGAGAUCUUCGGGGCAGUUGAAAAAACAAUAACUGAGUACCAGGAAGAAGUUUCCCGUUCAAAGGAUGAAAACGAUCGUCUGCAAAGGCUGCUUGAAAUCGCCCUUAAACCAGAGUUAAAGCUGCACAGAGCAGACCUCCAGCAGCUCACUUUCCGUGUGUCUGAAGAGGAGGUUCACCCUGAUCAGCAGAAGUGUGUGCAGGAGUGGAGCCCCAGUCUGGGACAGGAGGACCCAGAGUUUACACAGAUUAAAGAGGAGCAGGAGGAACCCAGAACCAGUCAAUGGGAAGAGCAGCUUCAAGGGCUAGAAGAUGAUAACAAAGACUCCAUAUUCAUUCCUGCUUGUGUAAAAGGUGACUGUGAUGAGAACCCAACUCUGCAAUCAUAUCUUUAUCAUGGUCAAAAUGAAGUUAACGGAGAGAGAGUCUCUCUACCCAGCACCUCAACUAAACCGAUCAAUACCGAACACUAUGAAGAGGAUUACCUGGUAUCAGAACUAACCAGUGACUCUCAUACUCUCGCUGCAGUAGACUGUUCUGCAGUUCAGAGAGAAAACAGUGCAACUGUCAAUGGGAUGGAAAGUGGAGUCCCUCAGUCAGGUUUUAAGCGAGGAAAAUCAAAUAAAACAUGGACAGUAAAAAGACAGAGCUCUCGUGCCAAUAAUAAGGGUAGGAAUUCCACAAAGUCCUCCAUUCUGAAAUCACCUAGUCAAAGUCAUAAUGCUCCUUGUCAUUGUAAGGUGUGUGGCAUGUCUUUUCAUUACAUGGGUUCUUUAGUGAAUCAUGUGCAAACUCAUACAAUGGAUAAAGAACAUCCUUGUGGUGUGUGUGGAAAAUGCAUUGAAUCCACAGAAAGUAUGAAAGAUCACCUUCAAAUUCACAGUGCAGCUAAGUUUUCUUGUAAAGUUUGUAGUAAAUGUUUUACAAGGAAUAGUAAGCUGACAGUGCACAUGAGGACUCACACAGGAGAGAAACCACAUCACUGUCGUGAUUGUGGCCAAAGAUUCAGCACUGGGUCCCAUCUUAGAGUGCACAUGAGGACUCAUACAGGCGAGAAACCAUAUGUCUGUCCUGAUUGUGGCAUAGGCUUCUUUCAGAGUGAACAUCUGAAAGCACACAUUAGGAUCCACACAGGAGAGAAACCAUACCAUUGCCGUUUUUGUGACAAAUGUUUCAGGACUGGCACCAAUCUGACAGGUCACAUGAGGACUCACAGGGGAGAAAUCAUUUAGCUGUAUUCUGUCUGAGAAAAUAAUGUUGGUGGUCUGAACUUAGCAGAAGUUGGAUUUUGUCAUUGUUGGACAUUAUGUCAGUAUCUAAGAAGCGCUCAUUACUCAAAGAUUACAUUGUAUUCUUUAUGAGAAAAAAACUCAAUAUAAAAACAUAAAUCUUCGCUAUAUCUGCAACUGUUAUACCCCUGAACAGGGGAAGUAUAGAAAUAAAUCACAUGGAGAUGUAGCUUCGGAUUCAAGUAAUUUGUAAUGAGUGUUUUUCAUAUAAAAUCAUCAACCAUUUACAUGGGGCGGCAGGUAGCCUAGUGGUUGCAAGAUCGAGUCCACGAGCUGACAAGGUAAAAAUCUGUUAUUCUGAACAAGGCAGUUAACCCAAUGUUCCUGGGCUGUCAUUGAAAAUAAGAAUAUGUUCUUAACUGACUUUGCCUAGUUAAAUAAAGGUAAAAUAUAUUUUUUAUUUUUAAAUGUACAAAAUAGAAUGUUUCACAAAUGCACAAAAUAUCUUCUCUCAAAUUACAUAGCUGUUACAACUGUUCAAUAAACCAGUAUUGUCAUAUUUAUACAUUACAAUGGCUCUUAGUAUCCCUCUUUAAAUGCUUCCUAUCAAAACAUCCAAGAGGAUCAUAAUGGGACCUUUCUGGAC